This is a messenger RNA of Limulus polyphemus (Atlantic horseshoe crab), 6669 nucleotides long. RefSeq names its product coiled-coil domain-containing protein CG32809-like. The record is from RefSeq and is a predicted model, not a curated record. Bases 183 to 4169 code for a protein of 1328 amino acids. The transcript has 20 exons. NCBI's taxonomy places the organism in Eukaryota, Metazoa, Arthropoda, Merostomata, Xiphosura, Limulidae. Gene Ontology annotation, cellular component: cytoplasm. Gene Ontology annotation, molecular function: cytoskeletal regulatory protein binding.
AGUUAAACAGGAUAAGUCGCGAGAGUCCAUAUGCCUAGAAAACCCAUGUCAGUGUGUAUUUCUAGAGCCAAAGCGCACCGUUACCAGCAAAAUUUCAGUCUGUGAAACGGCAGCUCUGUUACACAUAGGUUAUGAGCUGAGCAACUGCGAGUGCUUGAAAAACUGCACAAAGUCCGUAAAAUAUGCCUUUUAGCAUCAAAAGGUUCACCAUGCACCGAAGCACUAGUAUGCCUUCUGGAGCUCGAUCUGAUGAGAAUAAAAAGAUUGCUCAGUCACAAGAACAAGACCAAUCGCCACCCGCUGGUGUCGAAAAAGGUGUGAAAAAAUCUGCAUCUCAAGAGGAACAUAAAGGAAAACACACAUCUAAUCAAGUAAUUCAGCCGAGCCGUUCAAUAGAUUCAGCUGAGUUAAAAAGAUUGAGUAAUCUAAAAAAUUCUAACCAUCGAAGUGGAGAUAUUGAUGGUGAUAGAAAUGGAUUAUUAACAAGUCGUUCAAACGAAGUGGCUAGUGGAAGAAUAACACGUGACACUUUAAGACGUGCUCAACGUGAUACUCAGAAGAAAUCAGGCUCUGAACAAGGUUCAACCCUCCCCGCUAGAUGGCGCGCAGCCGGACGGUCCAGAAGUGUCGCCGACUCCAGAGGAAUGUAUUAUGAUGAAAACACAGUAGAAAAUACCGAUGGCCGGAAAUUCAUCAUAAGACGUGAUGGAGGUGUUCGUUAUAUUGGAAGUGACUGUAUCGCAGAAGAAAACCAAUCAACGAGUAGUAGCAGUGGAGGAGCUCCACCUAGAGGUCAAUCAAGUGGGGUAAGACAAAAUGAAUGGAUGGAAACAAAGAAUGGACAUUCCAAUAAGCGGUCUAACUCAAGACAAUACCAUACCAUAGCAGGACACUUCAUCCCCAUGGAACUACAGAACUCAAACAUGGACCUAGAAAACUACUAUAGCCGACAGAGGGCGCGCUCUCCAUAUGAGAUUCCUGCUAGCGUAUACGAAGAUGACCCAGGUAUUAUGUCCGAAGCAGAAACUUCAGCUACUGGGUUUCGUAGACCUUCAAAAGGUCGUUUUACGCUUCCAAUGGUCAGACCUCCCGUUAAAGUUCAGGAGCGAACUCUAGGUGUAGUUUUUCUCCAAUAUCGAAAAGAAACCAAACGUUCUCUUCUCCCAAAUGAGCUGACAACACUUGAUACGAUUAAGGCCUUAUUUGUUCGAUCGUUUCCUAAACAGCUGACUAUGGAGUACCUGGAUUCUCCACACGUUAGGAUUUACACUCAUGAUGCCUCGAAAAACAUGUUUUAUGAACUGGAAGACUUAAGAGAUAUUCGAGAUCGUUCAGUACUUCGUAUCUAUGAACAGAACCGCAACGAAGGGGAUGGAUUCAGCACCUGUGAUCAGGAACUAAGUUACUUCUCAGAGCCAGAGUUUGAUUCAGAGUAUCAACAUCAACACAUUCACCGAGCAAAGCAGAGCUUACAGCCUCCAGCACCGUCAGGACCGCACGGUAGGGUUAGUCCUUACCCACCUCCAUCCACAAUGAUGACAGCAGAUGUAACUCAAGCUCCAUCUUUAGGAUGCUACUCCCCAGCGCCCUCUGAAUGGAGAAAGAGGACUCAACACAUUUCUGGUACUGAGCCUCGCUAUGAGCCACAAGGAGCUUACUCCACUACUCCUGAUCAUCCCUAUCCAACUAUGGGGCAGAGCCAGUACAUUUCUGCCUGUGAACGAGGUUAUGAAUCGGCUUAUGAUUCAUCUCCUGAACGUAAACCGUCAUCGAUAAGUUAUUCUGCUUCUCCGCGAAGAAUACAACAUCAAAGUUCAUUUGGUGGUUACAGCGCCUCCUGGUAUGAGGAUCCUUCGUACUACAGAAGCCAGGUAUACAGACCACGAUCUCGGAGCGUAACUCCCGUAAUCGAUGAGGAGACCAGGCAUGUGAAGAAAAGAAUGGAGUUUAUGGAACACCAGUUAGCAAGUUUGACAGGAUUGAUGCAAAAGGUGUUGACGACUCCUCUAUCUAGACAACAGUCACGUGCAGAGGAAACUCAUGACGUAUUUAAAGAAUCUGAAGAACAUGUAGGUAAGUCAGUUGCACGCUGUACAUCCAACACCAUACAACUGCCGAACUCUUCGCCAGAACAUGUAGCUGAAAAACCAACCAAAUCUGCUAUCAAAGCUAGAUCUGGCUCCAAAGCCAAAGAUGAACGACCACCUGGUGGUAAACCUAAACCUCCCCCUAAACCUACUUCUCUACUUUCUACGCCAGCGGAACUCAGGCGUUACGAAAUUCCUAAAGUUCACGAUCUUAGCCCGGAACUCUGUUCAAGACUCCGUUACCUCAGACGACAGACUCGAGACCUGCAAGCUGAAGUGCGCAGUCUCAGAAGAAUGGCGCAGAAUCAAGCUAUUUCUGCUCGCGAUAAUGUUCGAGAUACAUGUUUGAAGAUAAAGGAAAUGCUAGCAAUCGCUCAAACUUCAGGAGAUCAUAUGAUGAUUGAAAGAAGCCGAAUAACACACGAAGAGGAUAUCUAUCGGGAAGAUGUAGUCCAAGUGGAAAAAGACUUGUCAGACUUGGAAAGCCAGGUGGAAGAACUUCGUGGAAAUGUCAUUAACAAAAGAUGCCGAGUAAACAUGAGCUCAGUCGAAAACAUGGCAAUUCUUUUGAGUAGAACUAGUAAAACAGUUGCUGAUCUGAAAGAUCGUUUUCCAGGACUUCAGGAGAGGAUAAAGGCAAUUAUGAGUUCAGAGAUGGAAAUCGUAAUGAAUGAAGAAAAGUUUAUUACUGACGAACCAGAUAGACUAGAAAGGGCACUUAGACGCUGUAAAAAAAUUACAGGAACUUUAGUGACGCUCAAACGAUUAGCCUCUGUGCAAGAACAGCGGCACACAGGUGCUCAAUCAAUGCCUGAAAAGUCAUUGUCCGCCGAUGGAUCCAAUUCCAAUGGGGAUGCUCAUACUGCCAAAACCGUCAGCUCAGACGUUCGUAAUGUGGUUGAAGUUUUUCCUGAUGACCAUCGUAAGGCACAGCAGAAAGAAACUGCCCUAGAUGAGUUGCUUAAUGAACUUCAGUCUUUUAAUCAGACACAUGAAAUCAGACCAAACCAGCCUGCUAGCACUCAUUGUCAUUCUGCUUCCCAUAAUUUUGAAUCUGUAUCAUACGGCUCCUUCAAUCAGCACUUUACUGGGCAUAGGAGAUCCCCAAAUCCUUCUGGAGAUGGAGGAAACAAGCUAUCAGUUGAUGAAAGUGGGGAUCGGCAUCGACCCCUUCCGUUAGAUAAAACCUCUGCCCCUCCUCUACCCAAUGGUCGAAAACAGCAACAUUUCCACGAACCUCCUCAUCUACCUCCGAAAAAAGUUCCCCUUCCUCCACCUCGCACAUCUAGUCGCUCGGUAAUGCAGUCUUCCAGUAUAUCUAAGCUGCCAACAGAUGAAGGCUCUAGUGCACCUGCUGAUUCUACACAAAGUACGACUCAGCAAGUCAACAAGAGAAACCCACCAAAUUUACAAGCGCUUAGGUCCGAGUCAGAUUCACUGCGAAAAUCUACUUCUCAUGAUGAACCACGAUUGAAAGCAAGUAACAACCAGAUGAUCACAACACAAGCUUUGACAGAAGAGAUUGCUCGGCGGGAGCACUCAUCUAGUAGCAGCAGCGAAAGUGUGAAUUCUCAGGAAGGUUUUCUUCUAAGAAAUGGACCCGCUGUGAAAUCUCAGCUUGAACGCAGCUUGUCUGAAGGAGACGGGCCUUCUGUAACAGAUGCCACCAACUUGACGAACACAUUCAGCCCUUCAUCAACAUUGUUGUCUUCUAGGAAUCGCCAGGAGAUCCUGGAGCACAGGCAUCAGGAACUAUUGAACAAGCAAAAACGAUUGCAAGACCAGUACACCAAGCUACAACAGCUUCAACACGCACAGCUUCUCACUCGUUUCUCUUCUCUACGAAGAGCGCUCAGUGACAUAGAACCCCGGGAUCUCAAGAAAAUUGGAAGUGAAAGCAACCUUUUAUCAAAGAAAAAUCUCGCUCUGGCCUCAGCAUCUGGUUCUAUGACUCAUCUUCCAACGUCUAUUAGGUCUAAUAUUAAGGACAUUGAAGUAUUAUCUCAAAUGGUAAAUAAAACACGUAGGGCCGAUACACUUCCGCCGUCAUCUAAUAAGUUGCACGAAACGGACAUAAUUUAAACACGGCAUUUUAUAGAGGUGGGUGUGAACAUAUUGAUUUACCACAGUUUAUUUAACCCAAUUUCCAUCGGCUGCCCAAAAGUUACUCCUGUUUUUUUUAACAAAGAAAAAUAUUUAAGAUAUCGAUAUGGCAGUUGUGAGUCUAAAAUGUUUUGUUCAUCGCCCGAUAAACUUUUUUUUCUUUCGAAAGAUUCAUUUUUUGUCUGGUUUACACCGUAACUUUAUAUGCCGAAUGUUGGUGUAAAAAUGGUAUGUACGAGAACCUUCCAACUUGUCUCAUUAAGCUUCCGAUAGGCGACAGUAAAGGGGGAUAAAGCACUCAAACAAUUACAAAUCCGUAGUUGUGCACAGAAAUUGUUUAGUUUCUUUUUGUGCAAAUACAAUCGUCUAGGGAUAGUUGUGCAAUAGGUACCAUUUACAGCGGCACUGUAGAGUACCAUGUCUCACUCCCUUAGUUUUCUAAACAGUUUUUAAUUUUAUCACUCUUAUAAGUCGGUGUACUUAUUUCUGUCAACAGGUAGUUUGAGGAGAUCUGACUUCAAUUGGAUACAUCAGCUCUCUCCUGAGAAGAAGAGUGGAUACCAACAUGGCCUUGAAUUUAACUCGAAUGUCUCUUCUGUUUCGCACACUUAAAGUUUAAUAAUCAAUUAUAUUAGUGUUCAUGUAGUAUAUUUCACACUAAUAUAACACUUUUCACGCCAGAGCAUUUAAUGAGAGAAGUAUUCCAUCAGAUACACCUAAUUAAGUACGCCGUUAUUGAGAAGUAAAAAUGAACAUAUACAACUAAUAUUAGCUACUUUCCUCUGUACCAGUGCACAAUUAAAUAGUGCAGCAUUACAGCACUUUUACCAGGAAUUUUAAAACGAAGGAACACGUGAACUCUGAUUUUUCAGAUGCUCAUACGAGGGAUGUUCAGAAAGAAACGAUAUUUUUUUUUUCUCUUCUGAUCAAUCAUAUCAUGAUGAAACAAACAAGCGGGAUUCAAUGAUGUUGAGGAUGUAUCAGUGGGAGCCAGACAUCACUUUUUAACAUAUUCCACAAAGGUACGAUGCGUUUUCUUCAUCAUUUGAUGAGCUUCAUCAUACCAGGUUGGUAAAAUCCAAAUGUGGUUUAUUCAUCAAAAUAAGUAAAGCUGCUUUAUGAACACCAGUUUGUUUAUAAAAGUAGUCUUAGCUUUCAAAGGAUAAAAGAAUAAGUAAAAGUCACAGAAUGCGAGGUCAAGCCUAUGUGCACGAUGUUGAAAGACUGGCCAUCAGAACUUUUCAACUGCAGCCAUUACAGUACAUGGUUCAAGAACCAAUGUCACUCGCAACUGCUACUUGAGAAUUGUGUUGUCCAUUAACUACAGUGAUCCUGUCAACUGCGGAUGUAUAAUGACUUUUGAACACGGUCGGUUUCAGUUUACUCAUAUCCAACGUAUGAGGGGGGUGGGGACUUCGUUUCUUUCUGAACUUCCCUGUAUUUUGGAAUAACGCUUCUGUUUGUCUUCUAAUUGUUUUUUUGUUUUUUUUGAAUAAGGAUGGUAAUAUGAACAAGUUUUCCCAGUCAUCAUUAACAGAUUGUUUAUAAACUGGUUUCGACGUUCCAGGAAAUAGUUUGUAUAGGUUAAAGAUUAGUGUAUUCGAAUGUCAAACCUUUAAUACAGACCCAUUUUCCAUCCUGACAUAAAUGUAGGUGUAGCUAAAUACAAUAGUAAAUGGUACUAUUAGAAAGCUGCACAUAAACUCUACAUUUUACUUGUUUUGUCUCCUGAAAUACAUAAAAAAAGUAUUUACUUUGACUGGUUUCACAAUUAUAAUGGAAAUGUUAUAAUAUCCCAAUCAUACGUCACAAAAAUAACUACUGAUUUUUUAUACAGUUUUCAGUUAUAGUAAUCUGUAAUCCAUAUUAGCAAAUGAAAGAAAUUAACAUUAAGUAUCAUAGGUCUCAUUUAUAAUACCUUCGAAUAACAACUGAGAAUAUAUAUAGUUCAAUCUUUCGAUUUUGUUUGAUUCACAAGACUCAUAUUCAUAAUUCUUCGUCGAACUUUCCCGCUGAUUUCUCCGAAGUUCUUCAUAAUAUUGUUUCGUCAGUUUUGUGAAAAAAUUGGUACUAAAUAAGAACUAAUUUCAUGUAAAUUGUUUAUAGCUUUCUUUACUUUCAUUGUCUUACUAGAAAAUGUCUCAGGAAUCUGCAUAACACGAAAAAUAAAAUAAAUAAAUAAAAUUAAUCGUCUAAAUUAUAAACCCAGUCACUUAUUUUCUAAAAUUAAAAUUUCUAUGUUAUGAGAUAUAAAUGUGUGAAAGUUCAAAGUAUAGAAUAUUGUUAGUGUUUACUUGCAGAUAAAAAAAGUGUCACUGUCAGUUUGAGUUUUCUUGCCUUGUCUGGUUGUAGUAUCUGUUAAUAUAACUAUGUCAAGUAUUGUUGAAAGCAGGCCCUGUUAUAUCGAUUGAAGGCCUAGAAUUGUGAGCUUUUUGUACAGCAGAAUUAUAUACUAACUGUAUUAAAUAUGUAUAUUGUA